Messenger RNA from Phodopus roborovskii (desert hamster), 2846 nucleotides. It is a transcript of the gene Arl13b, whose product is annotated as ADP ribosylation factor like GTPase 13B. Gene Ontology annotation, biological process: receptor localization to non-motile cilium; non-motile cilium assembly. Gene Ontology annotation, cellular component: ciliary membrane; motile cilium; non-motile cilium. The transcript has 10 exons. Gene Ontology annotation, molecular function: GTPase activity; GTP binding. The record is from RefSeq and is a predicted model, not a curated record. Lineage: Eukaryota; Metazoa; Chordata; Mammalia; Rodentia; Cricetidae. The coding region runs from base 281 to 1561 and encodes 426 amino acids.
UCGACGCGGGGUUUUCUCUGGAGUCCCGCUAACGCCGCGCCUGUGCUCCGGAAUCUGUGCUCGGGCUGUCCCGGGUCCCGGAGCGGCGGGCCGACGCGGUUAGGGGCCGGACCUCAGGAUCGGCCCCGGUCACCGCCCUCCCGGCCUGUCCUCCUGGCGGGUCCAGCCUAGGGGAACCUGGGGGGACGAGGGGCCCCUGAGCCGGGCCGCGGAGCUCGGGGCCCUUCCCCGCCCGCCCGCCCGUGGCUCGGAUGGGAGGUGGCGGGAGGAGAGACCUGGGAUGUUCAGUCUGAUGGCCAACUGCUGCAACUUGUUCAAGCGGUGGCGAGAGCCUGUCAGAAAAGUGACCCUUGUGAUGGUGGGCCUUGAUAACGCUGGUAAAACAGCCACAGCAAAGGGAAUCCAAGGAGAGCAUCCUGAAGACGUAGCUCCCACUGUUGGAUUUUCUAAAAUUGACCUUAGACAAGGAAAGUUUGAAGUCACCAUCUUUGACUUGGGAGGUGGAAAAAGAAUUCGGGGAAUUUGGAAGAAUUAUUAUGCUGAGUCCUAUGGAGUAAUAUUUGUUGUGGAUUCCAGUGAUGAAGAGAGAAUGGAAGAAACAAAAGAGACAAUGUCAGAAGUGCUAAGACAUCCUAGGAUAUCAGGAAAGCCUAUACUGGUGUUGGCAAAUAAACAAGACAAGGAGGGAGCUUUAGGGGAAGCCGAUGUGAUUGAAUGUCUGUCUCUCGAGAAGCUGGUCAAUGAGCACAAGUGUCUGUGCCAGAUUGAACCUUGUUCAGCAGUCUUGGGAUAUGGAAAGAAAAUUGACAAGUCCAUUAAAAAGGGGCUUUAUUGGCUACUGCAUAUCAUUGCAAAAGACUUUGAUGCCUUAAGCGAGCGCAUCCAAAAAGACACAACUGAACAGCGAGCUCUUGAGGAACAAGAGAAACGAGAGAGGGCUGAGCGAGUGCGGAAAUUAAGAGAAGAAAGAGAACGAGAGCAAACUGAACUGGAUGGGACCAGUGGUGUGGCUGAGAUGGACCCAGGACCAGUUUUUGCUAAUCCUUUCCAGCCCAUAGCAGCAGUAAUCAUGGAGAAUGAAAAAAAGCUAGAAAAAGAGAAAAAGAAGCAGACUGCGGAGAGAGAGAGAGAGGUUUGCCUCCCGGAAUAUAAUGUGGAGCAGGGGCAAGUAGAGUUGCAGAGCCAGCCUAGUGGCUGCCACAAAAACAGUGACAGUGAAGUGGUGGAGAGUCACAAGGAGGCCCUGUCACAGCAGCUGAACAAUGAAGAUGAGCUAGACCAGCGGUCGUCAGAAUCAGAUAACAGUAAAAAGAAAACUAAGAAACUGAGAAUGAAAAGGAGUCAUCGGGUAGAACCAGUCAAUACAGAUGAAUCUGCUCCUAAGAGUCCCCCUCCCCCCCCACCUCCCCCUCCUGUUGGCUGGGGAACCCCCAAAGUCACUAGACUUCCAAAACUUGAGCCUCUUGGUGAAACACGUCAUAAUGAUUUCUAUGGGAAGCCACUGCCUCCUCUGGCUAUGCGACAGAGACCUAAUGGUGAUGCUCCGGACAUGAUCUCAUAACCAAGUCAGAUGGGUUGGUUCUUUCAAUAUCAGCAAAGUGAACUGAGACUUUCCCAAAAGUAGAAAACUGAACACUGACUGAUUCCUGGGUAACACAACCAUAAUAUCAGGGAGGAAAGAAUACCCAAGAACUUGACCUGAACAUUUACUUCUCCAUGUUCUGUGGUUAAAGCAGAAAGGAAACAAAAGGACCAGUAGCUGAUGAGCAUUUGGUCACAUUAGCAAGAUGUAGUGUUGAUUCUUUGGUUUACACGUGCCUACUCUUGGACAUUCUCCCAAAGGAAAACCUCCUCAGAAAUGGAGCCAAUGGACUCUACAUACCUGAUUAUUUAAUAGUCUGUAUUUCUAUGCAUUAAACAUGUUUUGUAAGGUACAUGUACAUGAAAAGGGAAUCCUGGGAAUUUAUAACCUAAAUUGUAACUAUUUUUAUAUUUUUUUCUAAAGCUUUUGUUUGAGUUUGCUAUUGUAUUGAUUGUGCACUUUUCUACAGAUGCUUGCUUUAAACUGGAUAGGAAGUUGACUAACUUGACAGACAUGAAGUAUACAUGCAGGAUGUGUUUAAAUGUUUUGUGAUAACAUUGUUUUUAAAAUGUACACCUAUUUUGACGUACUUUUAAAAUAGCAGCUAUUAAAAAAAUAGCUGCUAUUUUAAAAAGCAAGUUUUCAGAUCUUUAAUUCUACUCAAUCACAUGAUUUGAAAGUAGUAAUGGAGGAGAGAAUUCAGUUCUGAUGUCACUGUCUAUUUUCCUUAGUGACAAUCUCAAUAAAAGUUAAGAUAUGUGAAAUUGUUUUAAAAAAAAUCCUAAACUUGUUUAAAUUAGUUAAAAAAUGUGUGUUGUGAGACAUUAUUCAAAGCUCUAAAAGACCAAACUGAAGGACCGGUCACUUCCAGAGCUCAGGUGCCCUCUGCAUGCCUGUCACCUGUGAGGAGCUCCACUGACUGGGUUGCUCCCAUUCUUCCAUGCCUUGAAUUUAAAGGUAAGAAGACGGCAAAGGCUGCUGCUUGUCUAUAAAGGUCGGUUUACAGCAAAUACAGCCAUUCAAAUGAAAGUGCUGCUCAAAUCCCAUGAUAAAGAAUUAAUUGUAACAGGACUUCUUAAUUCCAAAUGACAGCCCUUGUUUUGCUCUUGAAUGCCAUGCAUAAGGUUCAUCCAUCCUUUACCAAGACUUCUAGAGAUAUAUUUAGUAGUGGAUUCAUAAGGUAAUAUUCAAUUGAAAAUAUGCCUUUAAAUCAAGGUGAAGAUUACAAAAAAAAAAAAAAAAAAAAAAAAAAAAAAAAAAACAA